Molecule: messenger RNA, 2526 nt
Organism: Nerophis lumbriciformis (worm pipefish)
Lineage: Eukaryota; Metazoa; Chordata; Actinopteri; Syngnathiformes; Syngnathidae
Biological process (GO): regulation of transcription by RNA polymerase II
Molecular function (GO): DNA-binding transcription factor activity, RNA polymerase II-specific; RNA polymerase II cis-regulatory region sequence-specific DNA binding
Source: RefSeq, a predicted model, not a curated record
UGUAACAACACGAACAGGGACGGAUUCAAGUUGCACCAGUGGCCCAAAGAUGCGAAAGUGGCAAGAAAUUGGACGAAAUUUGUUCAAAAUACGAGGCGGUGGGGAAAGCCGACGAAAUGGUCAGUCGUUUGUUCCGCACACUUUACCGACGAAAGCUAUGCUACGACAGAGAUGGCAAGAAUGUGUGGAUAUCCUGCGACACUCAAAGCAGAUGCAUUUCCAACGAUAAAGUCAAAGAAAUCUGCCGCCAGACCCCCAUUGAAUCUGCCGGAGUGUGUGAGCUAUUCAGGGACAAAGGACCUCGGUAGCACGCCAAGCAAUGGCGGCAGUUUGUUCCCGCAGACGAGCGAGCUAAUUCCCCUGGAUGUCUUGGCUCACACCGCUUCUACCAUCCCUUAUGCCACCGAAGAUGAUCAAGAGAAGAAUAUUGACCCUAGCAUCCCUGGCCUGCUGACAUCAACUCCAAAACUGGACAGAUCAGCUUUCAGGAAAAGAGAGCGGAUGAGGGUGUUACAGGACAUUUUUUCGAACUCUUAUCGACAUUCACUGUUCUCUGAAGAGGAUGAUUAUCAAACUUUGUCAAGAGCGGAUAUUGGAGUUCAGAUAUACCCUGAUGUGAAGUCUAAAGACGUUUGUGAAGAAUAUCUUUUUCCUGAGCCACAGGGGUGGAGUGUCAAGAUGGCGCAAGAGGAGCCACAGCCCACCCACAUUAAAGAGGAAGACGAAGCGCCACAGAUUUCUCACAUUAAAAAGGAAGAGGAGGACCCACUGACCCCCCACCUUAUGGAGGAAAGGGACCCGCUGACCCCCUUUGUUAAAGGGGAAGAAGUGGCGCCAGAGACCCCGCACAUUAAAGAGGAAGAGGAGGACACACUGACCUCCCACAUUAAAGAGGAGGAGGAGGAACACAGCAUCACUCAGGAGGGAAAGAAGCUUGAAUGGUUCCCAGUGACUGGUGUCCCUGUGAAGAGUGAAGAUGAUGAGGUCAAAGGUGAGAGUGAGGAGCAGAGAGAGGCGGAGCCUCUAAGCAGCAGCUCAACAGAAGCUGAUGGAGACCACUGUGGAGGAUCACAAGCAGACAAGCUCUUAGCUCCACUAUCAGAUAGUGAGGACACAACGUCACACUCUCCUGACACUGAUGAUGAAGACUCUAAAGAUGAUAAGACAUGUCACACUGACAACACACACUUCACAUGUUCUCACUGCGACAAAACCUUUAAACGCCCCAGUGGUCUUAAAAUACACAUGAGAAUACACACUGGAGAAAAACCUUUUUCCUGCUCAGAAUGUGGUAAAUGUUUUGCACGGAAAUAUGUGUUAAAAGAACACGUGAAAAUACACACUGGGGGGAAACCUUUUUCUUGUUCAAUUUGCGGCAAAUAUUUUACACAAAGUCACUAUUUGAAAGUACACAUGAGAACACACACCGGAGAAAAGCCUUUUUCUUGUUCAAUCUGUGGUAAAGAUUUCAUACAAAGUCAUGAUUUGAAAGUACACACGAGAACACACACCGGAGAAAAUCUUUUCACUUGUUCAACCUGUGGUAAAGGUUUUGCCCGAAGCAACAGUUUGAAAGUACACAUGAGAAUACACGCAGAUGAAAAACCUUUUUCCUGCUCAAAAUGUGGUAAAGGUUUUGCACAAUGCAACAAUUUGAAAAUACACAUGAGAAUGCACACCGGAAAAAAACCUUUUACCUGUUCAAUCUGCGGUAAAGGUUUCUUGGAAAGUAGCUAUUUGAAAACACACAUGAGCAUACACACUGGCGGAAAACCCAAUACCUGUUUAGUCUGUGAUAAAGGUUUUGUACGGCGUUACAAUUUGAAAUUACACAUGAGAACACACACUGGAGAAAAAACAUGAACCUGCUCAGUAUGCGGUGAAUGUUUUGCAGAACAUCUGUUGAAAGAUCACAUGCAAAUAUACACACCGGGAAAACCCCUUUUUUCUGAUCAGUAUGUGGUAAGGGUGUUUGCAGGGAUUAAUAUGUUAAAAGAACACACAGUGGAGAAAAACGCUUUUCCUGUUCAAUAUGUGGUAAACAUUUUGUACGAAGACCGUAUGUGUGACAAUCAUUGGUACUUUAACUUUAUUUAAAAAUACACACCAAAGAAAAAACUUUUGUUCAAUCUGUGGUUUACACACACAUACAGGUAAAAGCCAGUAAAUUAGAAUAUUUUGAAAAACUUGAUUUAUUUCAGUAAUUGCAUUCAAAAGGUGUAACUUGUACAUUAUAUUUAUUCAUUGCACACAGACUGAUGCAUUCAAAUGUUUAUUUCAUUUAAUUUAAUUUAAUUUAACCGACACCAGCAGAUGACAUGGCACCCCAAACCAUCACCCAACCAUGCAAAUUUUGCAUUUCCUUUGGAAAUCGAGGUCCCAGAGUCUGGAGGAAGACAGGAGAGGCACGGGAUCCACGUUGCCUGAAGUCUAGUGUAAAGUUUCCACCAUCAGUGAUGGUUUGGGGUGCCAUGUCAUCUGCUGGUGUCGGUCCACUCUGUUUCCUGAGAUCCAGGGUCAACGCAG